Molecule: messenger RNA, 969 nt
Organism: Sclerotinia borealis F-4128
Lineage: Eukaryota; Fungi; Ascomycota; Leotiomycetes; Helotiales; Sclerotiniaceae
Source: the annotation of a GenBank genome assembly
AUGUCUGAAAGCGCUGAGCAUCUCAAGGAUGAGGGCUCCAAAACCCAAUCAAUGAUAGCUGGUGCGACAGCUGGAUUGAUUGCUAGGUUCAUGAUCGCCCCCCUGGACGUUGUAAAGAUUCGACUCCAACUGCAAUCACAUUCAGCAUCCGACCCUCUCUCUCAACGGGAUUUGCGAGGAUCACCAAUUUAUAAAGGCACACUUCCUACGAUCAAAAGAAUCUUCCAAGAAGAAGGAUUGCCGGGACUAUGGAAGGGAAACAUUCCAGCAGAGUUGAUGUACGUUUCGUAUAGUGCGAUUCAAUUCACGACAUAUAGAUCGGUUACACUGGCCCUACAAGAUGCAGCUGGAGAGCAUAGAAUGCCAGCUGCUGCUGAAAGUUUUAUUGCCGGAGCAUCUGCAGGAGCCGUUGCUACAACUGCCACUUAUCCUCUGGAUUUACUCCGCACAAGAUUCGCUGCACAAGGAGUAGAAAGGGUAUAUACUUCUCUCCGAGCUUCGAUCCGUGAAAUCGCCAUUAAUGAAGGGCCAAGAGGGUUCUUUCAAGGACUUGGGGCUGGAGUUGGACAAAUUAUACCAUACAUGGGAAUCUUCUUUGCUACAUACGAGAGUCUCCGUCUACCAUUAGGAACUUUAAACAUGCCUUUUGGAUCGGGAGAUGCAAGUGCGGGAGUUAUUGCUUCAGUCAUUGCAAAAACGGGCAUCUUUCCCUUUGAUUUGAUUAGGAAAAGAUUGCAAGUGCAAGGGCCAACAAGAGAACGAUACGUCCACAAGAAUAUCCCAGUUUACAAUGGUGUAUUCAAGACCAUGCAACACAUAAUACAAAACGAAGGCUAUCGAGGGCUUUAUCGAGGGUUGACGGUCAGUCUCUUCAAAGCUGCCCCAGCUAGUGCUAUUACUAUGUGGACAUACGAACGAGUUCUCCAACUUUUACUAAAAUGGGAGAAAGCCCAAGAGAGUUCAAAGUGA